CGCGGCAGGCGGCCAUCCCGGCGGGCGGGCGGGACGCGCUGGCGGGCGGCGGCCGGCCCCAGCCGCCCUGCCCCUCCUCGCCCGCCGGACAGGUUAAAGUACUGAUCUGCAAGGGACUUUUUUUUAAAGGGGAAGAAGCAGGAAGCCUUUGAUCUAAAGAAGCUGUUGUUUACGCUUUUACCCACGGGAGGAGACAGAAAAGAGGGAAAUUGCUUUCAGACAGAAAACGCACAGAAGGAGAAAAGCAGGCAGAAGACAACAGCAGCCCCGAAUGCAGCGACCCAGGAACCAUGGAUCUGAAAUUCACUUCAUCGAGAAAAUACAUUUCCAUCAGUGUACCUUCCAAAUCUCAAACUAUGUCUCCCCAUAUCAAAUCAAUAGAUGAUGUUGUAGUUCUUGGCAUGAAUCUCAGCAAAUUUAGCAAACCUACCCAAUUUUUCAUCUGUGUUUCUGGAGUUUUUAUGUUUUAUCUAAUCUAUGGAUAUUUACAGGAAUUGAUAUUUUCAGUGGAAGGUUUUAAACCUUUUGGUUGGUACCUCACUUUAGUGCAAUUUGGAUUUUAUUCCAUUUUUGGACUAAUAGAAUUGCAGUUGAUUCAGGACAAAAGAAGAAGAAUUCCUGGCAAAACCUACAUGAUAAUAGCAUUUUUGACAGUGGGAACUAUGGGUUUGUCAAAUACCUCUUUAGGAUAUCUGAAUUAUCCUACUCAAGUCAUCUUCAAGUGCUGUAAACUGAUUCCAGUUAUGAUAGGUGGGGUUUUUAUACAAGGAAAACGUUACAAUAUCGUAGACGUGUCUGCUGCCCUAUGUAUGAGCCUGGGAUUAAUAUGGUUUACUUUAGCUGACAGCACAGUUGCACCAAACUUCAACUUGACAGGUGUGAUCCUAAUAUCCCUUGCCCUCUGCGCAGAUGCAGUUAUAGGAAAUGUACAGGAAAAAGCUAUGAAGUUGCACAAUGGCUCUAAUUCAGAAAUGGUUUUGUAUUCCUAUUCAAUAGGUUUUGUGUAUAUUUUAUUUGGAUUAACAUGCACUAGUGGAUUAAGCCCUGCAGUAACAUUUUGCUCAAAGCAUCCAGUUCAGACUUAUGGUUAUGCAUUCCUUUUCUCCCUGACUGGGUAUUUUGGCAUAUCCUUUGUUCUAGCUUUGAUUAAAAUCUUUGGUGCCCUUCUUGCUGUAACAGUAACAACAGGAAGAAAAGCAAUGUCCAUUGUGCUUUCUUUUUUGUUCUUUGCGAAGCCAUUCACGUUACAGUAUGUGUGGUCAGGCUUACUGGUUGUGCUUGGUAUAUUUCUUAAUGUUUACAGUAAGAAUAUGGACAAAAUCAAACUGCCUUCACUGCUUGGUCUUUGGAAAAAAAAUGUGGAAGAAAGAAAAUCAAGGACGUUGUCACAAACUGUAUAGACAGUGGUUCAUGCCUUGUCUAGACUUUGACUUACUACUUUAUUGGAACAGUCUUCAACUGAUUCACUUUCCAAAGGGAAUGUUAUUAAAACCAAAGGAGCUGAAGGCAUAUUGUCUGCUUGCAGAUUGCUAUAAAUGCACACUUUCAUGAGCCCUUUCUUCAGAGCACUUGAAUUCAUCACAAACGGUGUUGUAGGCCAUUGUCAGAUGGUUUUAUCAGCAAUGAAGGACAGCAGCUCCUGGCAAACUGCUGAGAAGCUGCACUCUAGUGGGACACAGUAGAAGACUAGUUUGGGCAUUUUAAUAAUAUUGGCCAUGUGGCUGAUCUGAAAUUAGUGGUUCUUUGUUAAUUGUCUAGUGGGGUAAUCUAAAUGUAAUACUGUACUAAUCACCAACUGGAUGACCAAAUUGUGAAUUUAAAGGUGGAAAGUUUAGAAUACAGUAUGUUGUCACUCUUUUAGAUUUUAAAUAAAAAUGUUGAGGUUUGUUUAAGUUAUUGUUUAAAUCAUCACAGAAUUUUAUAUUUAUUGUAAUAAUUGAAAUUUUUAUUGAAAUCCUAGUGUGGCUCUCUUUGAGUAUUGCUUGCAAGUCACAAAACUGAGACGGAGUUUGUGCCAUCAACACUCAUGCUUUUGUAAGGGGGAAAUUGGCUUUUAGGCCUGAAUAGGGUGAGAUGGAAACAGUGGUGUGAGAAACUGUUGAAAGUGAAAUAGAUAACUCUUAGUCACCUAUGGUCCUCUCUGUCAUAGUGGUAUAAAGAGAUGUGGAAGUUCUCCUUAAAUUUAUAUCAUCUAAUCAAAAUUCUUCAAUUUCAGUAUUGGGUUAAAUAAUAACAGCAUCAGCUAAUGUGAUUGGAAUAUGUAUUAUGUCAGUCUGUGUGGUCUUCUGAUGAAGUUAAGAGGAUUAGGGUACAGAUUACAGUUUUCUUUCUUCAGUGACAGGAGGAGACAAUGUGCUACCAGUCUGUCUUUUUCAUCAUGAAUUUAGGAGGACUAAGUCCAUUUAUCGCUCUUUCUUUUAUAGUCAACUUGCUUUUGAAUUACUUGCCAUCUCUUUCAUUUUAUAUAUUUAACAACUGCACUUUAAAAAUACUAAUCACCUUACAAAUCAUUGUUCUAAUGUGGUCAUGGUUUUUUUGUUAUUGUAUGCCUUAGAUGCAUCUUGAUAUGUGUUCUUUCAACUUAAACAAAAAUUAAUUAGAUAAUAGAAAUAUAUAGUCAGAAAGAACAUGCAAAGAAUUAAAAAAUCUCACAGGAUGGCCUUCUGUCAAAAAUACUAGUUGAUGAAAGUAUUCGAGUUAUACAAAAUGUUUUUCAGGCACUUAGGAAGAAUUGCUGUUCAAAGGAGCUUGUAAUCAAAACACAGACACAAAAUGUGCCUUAAAUUUUUCUUAUUUAUUUGAUAGCUUGCAUGAGCCAUGUUAAAUAUGUUAUGGAAUAGAGCAUGGAAUAACAGCCAGCUGAGCAUGAUGGGAUGAGCAAGAGAAGAGCUGUGCUGUUCCCAGCACUGACACCUCUCUGGGGUGUCAGCAAAGCCUCUCAACACAUAUAAACCCACUGUUGCCAGAUCGGGAGAAUUUAUUGCAUGGAAGUUUUGAGUUUUAAAUUCCCAGCUGCUGCAUGAUUGAUUGUGUCCUGGAUGAGGUAGAGAGGUGAGAAUUUGAUGAACAGAUACACCUUGAAAGAGACAGAUGGCCUGCCAUGGCUGUCCAUUUUCAUAUUGCAGCCAGAGUUUUAUGCUAAGGUAUAAUAAAGCAUUCCAAUUUCAAAUUUGGUGUAAGAGUGCAUUUGACCAAGUCAAGGGGAUUGAUACACUUCUUUCCCUGUAAUACUUAUCAACUUUUACAUUCCCUUGCAUUCUUUUCACUAAAUGGAGUUUGUCUUUCCACUGAGGUUAAGAUAAUUUUACAGUCCUUAUUCUGCGAUCUGUAAACUCUGCCUGUUGCUAAAUGUUAUUAACCUUCAGGAGAACAAAUUAUGUGAAAGCUGCAAUAUAUGCAGAAAGUCAUAGUAAAUGUAAUUCAUUUGGCAUCUGUUUUAUUUAAAUAGAUGAGAAGUCAAUCACUAAGUUUCUGACUAGAAUUCAAAUGUAGUAUGUGUGUUUCUGGACGGUUAAUAUAAUCCAGUUUUGUUUCUACUGUCUAUAUUUGGAGAGAAUAGUAAUCACAAUAAUUCACUUUUUAAUUUAUUUUCCAUUGUAUACAGGACUGAGUUAAUGAGCUAUUGUUAGGGGAAGUUUUGAUUUAUUUUUUUAAUAAUUUUCUUAACUGUAGAAGUGUAUGUUUUGUUUUACUGGUAUACUUCAGAAUUAUUUUUAUAUACAAAUGGAUAUUGUAGGUUUACUGUUAAUAGCAUAGAUUUAAGGGUUAGCCUUUUAUUUUUAUAGGUGUGAGUCUAGUACUUGCCAAUCAACAAUAUGUGCAUUAAAGAAAAUGCACACACAAGUGAGAGUAGUUCAUCAUUUGCCAUACAUCAUGGUCUGUGCAGUUUCAUGCCUUCUUUAAGAAAACCUUCAUUUCAGUGAAUUACUGUUUGUGGGGUUGUUGGGUUUUUUUAAUAAGCUUCAUAGUGCACACAAGCUAGAAAACUUUACAAACCUGCAAGUGUUCUUACUACAAAAUUUUGGGGUUGAGUCUUCUGUACUGUAUAUGUAUGCUGGUUCUGUGUUGUCUAUGAAAUAUGAAUAAGCAUUUGUCCACAAA
Messenger RNA from Passer domesticus (house sparrow), 4101 nucleotides. RefSeq names its product solute carrier family 35 member B3 (gene SLC35B3). Gene Ontology annotation, biological process: transmembrane transport. The record is from RefSeq and is a predicted model, not a curated record. The transcript has 11 exons. Bases 291 to 1400 code for a protein of 369 amino acids. NCBI's taxonomy places the organism in Eukaryota, Metazoa, Chordata, Aves, Passeriformes, Passeridae. Gene Ontology annotation, molecular function: 3'-phosphoadenosine 5'-phosphosulfate transmembrane transporter activity. Gene Ontology annotation, cellular component: Golgi membrane; endoplasmic reticulum membrane.